GGACGCAGGUCUACGGAACUGAAUGCAACCCUUGAUACCGGGUUUGCAGAAGUUGAAUGCUGCUUUCUCAAUCUUUCAACAUCUACAACGCUCCCCAUAAACCAGCUGAUCAAUUCGUUCCUGAAGAGCCGUGGACGCACAGUGAUUAGUACCAAUUACUGGAAUCUUUACGCAAACUACUUUAAAGAUAACGUCCGGCAGGAACUUGCUCGCAUUAAUAGAGAGGCACCUGAAGGAGGUGGUGCCACCGUGCGAACACAAUGCUACGACAAGUUCAAGGAAGCUUACCCUGAUACGUAUCAAGACAUUCUGUCAAUGCACGAGGAGGCAUCUCUCCUAGGGUCAUCUCCCCAAACCAUUGCACAGCGCGGCCAGACUUUUCAAAAA
Suillus subalutaceus is the source of this 387-nucleotide messenger RNA. RefSeq lists its product as uncharacterized. NCBI's taxonomy places the organism in Eukaryota, Fungi, Basidiomycota, Agaricomycetes, Boletales, Suillaceae. The annotation marks the transcript as partial. The record is from RefSeq and is a predicted model, not a curated record. The transcript has 2 exons.